Messenger RNA from Aaosphaeria arxii CBS 175.79, 537 nucleotides. RefSeq lists its product as uncharacterized. NCBI's taxonomy places the organism in Eukaryota, Fungi, Ascomycota, Dothideomycetes, Pleosporales. The record is from RefSeq and is a predicted model, not a curated record. The transcript has a single exon. The coding region runs from base 108 to 440 and encodes 110 amino acids.
AUUGCUCCAAGCCCAGUGAAGGCGUCCAGAAUCGCUCAACUGCCGCUCUCAUGUAAAUUGAAAAUGUUUUACAACCUUUGAAACUUGCGCACGCACAUACACGAUGGAUGACAUGCCAUAGAGAGAGACACACAAUCCUCAUAUCUCCGAUCUUGUCGGAAAGUACGGAGCAAUGUCAGGCAGCAGAAGCCGCACUUUGCGCCAACGACGUCUCCCUCUGUACUCUCUGUUACCGUCUCACAACAGCCCCCACAACCUCCGGUCGGCCUUCGUUUCAACCUACUUACCCAGAUUGUUCAAAUCGUCAGCUGGGCUUCUCGUGCGCAACUCUUACUGUGUGCGAUCGCAUAAGCAAUUGCAAGGUCCACCGCUGUGCAGAUCCUCCACCCAGUUCCUUUCUGAUGGCCGCCUAUUCUGAGCUCCAUAGUCUACAAUUGUAGUCGUCUACGAGUAGUCUACACGGGAAACGUAAUUGACCAAUCACAGCCCGACCAAACCACCAUUUUUGUAUUGAUCUGGUUCUUGCUUUUGUUGUCC